This is a messenger RNA of Schistosoma rodhaini, 3761 nucleotides long. The record is from the annotation of a GenBank genome assembly. NCBI's taxonomy places the organism in Eukaryota, Metazoa, Platyhelminthes, Trematoda, Strigeidida, Schistosomatidae.
AUGUAUUCUGAUGAGUUAUGUGGUUCGUCAUCUAUCAAUAGGUUGAUAAUAGAUGAACCUAGAAAAUUUGGAUAUUUUCUUCAAAACCUCAAAAAUCAAGAAAAAGAAAUGAUCGCUCCUUUUAAUGAGUUUGAUUUAAAUGACCAUGCAAAAUUUGGAAAUUCAAUGUGUUCUGGAAAAAAUCCUUCAACAGAGUUUUUGUAUCUUGGGGAACUGUUAAAGGCAUUAGAAAAGGCUGGCUUGAAGUACGAAGAUUAUUUAAACACUAUGGAUGAUUUGAAAAACAACAAUGAACCUGAAGAAGAUAAUCAAGCAAAUAUGGAGUUGGACGAAUAUAUUUUAGAAGCAACCUCCGAUCCCUCUAAUAAGUCAUACAACAAAGAUAUUCUGGGAGUUCACCAAACUACAUUCCCAGUAAAACCAUCUAUUAUGUCAGGUAAUGGGAACAUAGUUAUAGAUAAUCAAUCAAAAGUCGAAAUUAUGCAUCAGCGAUUGAGUAAAGAAAUCAUGAAGUAUGAAAAAGCUAAACGGGAUAGUUAUAUUGAUACUUUAGAGAAUGUAAAACUGUGGAUCAACAAAACCAAUCUUCCUUUAAACGAAAUUUGUCUUAGUUCAAAAGAAAAUGAUUUAAAUAAUCAACCCAAUAAUGAAAGUCAAGUUAAUAAUUCAAUAAGUCCAGGCAAGCUUCCUGAUUUCGACUCUGAAGAAGCAUAUGUUAAUAAUCGUUUAAAAGAAUUAGAAAAUGAAAUGAAAUCUGAACGAGAACAUUUAAAACGAAUUCAACAAAUUAAAAAUGAAUCAUUUACAGUUCAUUCAAAUUAUCAACUACAUCGAUGGCGAUCUUUGUUAAAUAUUGAACAAAUAAAUCUAACCACAAGAUAUUUUCAUGAUGAAUAUAAAAUAAGACCUCAAUCUGCUGUUGAGCGGCAUUCAAAUUCUGGAAAACUUUGUGAUAGAACCAAGUUACUUGAAAGAAAUCUCGGCUAUUAUUUUGGUUUACCUGAUGAGACGAGAACAAGUCAUUGGGGCAAUGGCAGUUGUUUACAGGAAAAAACUGAAACAGUUGUCGCUAAUACAGAAAACUAUUCAAGGUGUAAAGUCGAAGAGGUUGGAUAUAAUUUACUAACUGGUAAUGUGUCAGGAAUAGAAUGUCUGGCAGCAGAAGGAACAGUCAAGUCAGUUGUGGAAGUAUCUAAUGUUAUGGGCAAUCACAAUGUUCUAACUGAGCAAACUGGUGAGAAGGCAGUUUCUUCUCUUGAUCCUCUGGCUGCAACAACAACAGCGUUGUUUGAUGUCAAUGAUUCAACCAAUGAAUUAACAUUUAUGACAUCUUGUGCUGCUCAAAAGUCGCAUGAAAAUCCAGAUAAUGAUGUCAGUUCAAUUCCGGAGAUCUUCUUAUCUGGAUCAGAAAAUUGCGACAGCAACUUUUCGAGGUUGAACAAUUCUUCACAGAUUAAGCAAAGUGAAAAAUCAACACAAACAACUAAUCUGAUCGAAUAUAUUCACAAACAAAUUAUUAAUUUAAAUUCACAUAAUACUAAUGUUGAAACAGAACCAUCUGUUGUCAUGCGGGAAUUAAGCUGUCAGGCAGUCUAUCUCAACUGUUUCAAUGUUAAAUUUGGGAUAACAAAUUUCAGUAGUAUUUCAACAUACUUCACUUUUUUAAAGUUCCUCAUAAUAAAUGAAUGUGAUCUAAAAUCAAAUGAUCUUAAAGGAAUAACUCAACUGAAUAAUCUGGAAUUUUUAGAUGCAAGCAGAAAUCAUCUUAAUGGUGUGAAUCUAGGUGAAAUGAAUUUAUCCAAGUUAACUAUAUUGAAAUUGGCUAAUAACAAAAUGACAAAACUUUCAGAUAUAAUGGGAUGUUUUCCUAACCUUUUAAUGUUAGAUAUUUCAUCGAAUUAUAUUACAACUUUGGAUAUACAAAAGUUAGUCAUUUCAUUUCCUAAACUCUACCAACUUAUGGCAUCAAGUAAUCUUAUCACAUGUAUACAAAUAAAACCUUCAACAACGAAGUGGACUAAUGAAAAUCUUAAUUUGUUAGAUUUAUCCGAUAAUGAAAUAACUGUUAUUGAUCAAGACUCAAUACCUCUUACAAAUAUCACUAGGUUACAAUUAUCAUCAAAUAUAUUAAAUAAACCAUUUCAAACAGGAUUUUAUGGAGUUAUAUUACAAGAACUGAUCUUAGAUUAUAACAAUUUAACAUCAAUAAAUUGGUUAGGUGAUAGUUGGUUACCAAAUCUUAUUUAUUUGAAUGUAAGCCAUAACAGGAUAACUGAUUUACCUAUAUUGCCGUUUCCAUUACUGCAAAAGCUUAUAAUUAGUCAUAAUUUGAUAAAUGAAAUUGAGUCUCUCUUCAAAGGAACUAAAUUUUUGCCGCGCAACUGUAUGCUAGAUAUCCGAUGUAAUCCUUGUACAUUGGGUUUGAAUUUUAUGGAAACUAUCAAAGAAGAGUUUCCAAACACAAUAACCACUUCUAAUCAAGAUAGUCAGUCAAUAAUGACAAUAUUUCGAAAUCAUGAAUUUCAAACUACUGUUUUUAGUGGAAGUGUUUGUCAAUGUUCCCAGUGUAUUCGUUUGAGAAUAUCAUGUGAACAAUACCAUAAACAAUAUCAAAAAUGCGCAAACUGUUUGAACUUAGCAUUUAAACGUAUCAACGAUGCAGUUACGAAUAAUGAAUUGCUGUGUCUUAAUAAGCCGAUUUCAAAUAGUCAUGUGACAUGUCAUUUAAAUUCAAACGAUAAUCUUCACUUGGAAAAUCAGCCUGUUCAAUUUAAUAAUCAAAAUAUCCUACUCAAUAUUUUUUCAAAAGAAAAUCAAUGCUCACUAAUGUAUCACUAUAUUGGCCUAAUUAAAGAGAUAACCAUAUUGAAGAGAAAACAAACUGAGUUACUGAAGUUAUUUUUUAAUGAAAUGAAUAAUAAAGUAUUAAUGAAUGAUACGAAAAAUGGUUUUCAACAUAUAUUUCCUACCAAAGAAAUCAUCCAACAUCUUGAAUUGUACAAGAAUUCUUCGAAUUAGAAUAAUUGAAGGUCAGUCCAAGCAAUUACCUUGUCUUACGUAAAUGUUUUGAAUAUGUUUAUGUAGAUAGAGCUUUAUUUAGAUAGCUGGAGAUCCUUCUAAAAUCAGAGAGCACCGGACAAAAGCUUUACUUCUAGUUUGAAACUCCUCUAUAAUAUAAAAUCAGUCUCCAAUCAUUAUUGUAUAUGUUUGCGAUAGAUUUCUCAGAAGUUCUAGUUUAAAAUCUGUGAUUAGUAAAUUUAAACUGGGAAAGUUGAAAAUGAAAACCAUUGAAUACUAACUCAGUGUUUUUUGAGGGCUUAAGGUUCACUGUGAGAUUCAAAGGAUUGUAUUUAAUUUCUCAUGGUAUUGUCGAUCUGCACUGCUGAGAAAUCUCUUUUUACAACGAAACAGCUCUCAAGUGCUCCUCGGUUUUUGGUAGUUGUUUAACUAAGGUAGGCCGGUAGUAUAAUACUUUAAAUUCAAUGAAGUUAGCAGUGAAACUAUGUCUCACGAAUGAGAUUAGUUACAGAAAACUUUAUAUGAGAAAUUGCCUGAAGUUAGAGAUGGAAGCUGACGAGUACCUACUCAGUUAUUCAUAGCGCAUGGCGUUAAUUCGAUACUAUUGUAGUGAACAAAACACUAGUUGGGGACAAUCGAAUGUAUUUAAGCAAACAUUACAGACUAUCUCAGUAAAUUCUGAUUUCCAAACAAUGAACAGUCAAUUUGCAAAUUAACAACCAAUUGUUUCAAUCUUCUCUGUU